AUGUCUGCAGCUACUCGCAAAGCAGCUUUAUUAGGCAGUAUUUACUGCAAAAUAGCGGCUAAGGCUAUUAAUAACGCUGCAGCUGCUAAAGCUGCUAAAGCUGCUAACUCUAAAGCUAAGGAGCCUGCUAAGCGCAAGUUAAGUAGUACUGCUAUUAAAAUUAAGAAGGGCACUAAGGUGACGCCUGCUAAGCGUGCUACUGCUAAUAAUAUAAAAGAAAAUAAUUUUAAGCUUAAGUGUGCUACUACUAGCAAAGAUAACCUAGUUGAGGAAGAAGAGGAUAGUAGUGCAGAUAAUUAUAAAAAAGCUAAGGAUGUAGAAGAGGAGGAUACUAAGAAGCUUGUUAAUAAGCCUAAGUUUUCUAGCUCUGCUGCUGCUGCUUCUGCUGCCCCUGUUUAA
Molecule: messenger RNA, 399 nt
Organism: Cucurbitaria berberidis CBS 394.84
Lineage: Eukaryota; Fungi; Ascomycota; Dothideomycetes; Pleosporales; Cucurbitariaceae
Exons: 3
Coding region: 1-399 (132 amino acids)
Source: RefSeq, a predicted model, not a curated record